AUGUCGGACCACGUCACUCCAGGGUCUACGAGUCCCUUACCAGCCUCCGAGCCAAAGGGCCCUUCCCGCCACAACCAACGUAUUAGUCACACCAAAUCACGGAAUGGUUGUCUUAUGUGCAAGAGUCGCCGAGUGAAGUGUGAUGAAGAACGACCAAUCUGCGGUGCCUGUUCUGUCCGUGAAGAUGACUGCGUUUUUCCAUCUCCACAGAACACACGUGAUCUUUUACGAGGACAUCGGAUUCCUCGUCGCGAUGCGACAUAUCAUAAAGAAAUUUCUUACGAUGAAGUUGCUUCGAUACCACCUUCAAGCAUACCUACGAUUUCGAUUCAUCCCUUGAGUUUCAAUGUGCGCGCUACAGCACCCUGCCCUGAUGAGGGAUCCACAAAUGGCCUGAAUAUGCAUGACCUCACCCUCCUACAGCAUUAUAUUUUGCAUACGUCUAAAAGAAUGAGUUUAAAUUAUCACAAAUUUCUGGUGUGGGAACGCGUUAUCCCCGAUAUUGCUGCCAAGCAUGCGUUUUUGAUGCACUUGCUUCUAGCGUUAGCCGGUAUGGAUAUGUUGAAAAUUAGCACAUCGGAAGUACAAAGACCUUUGGAUGAUCAAUUUCAAGGAUUAGACGGUACAGAACCACUCAAUGUGGAACUUCAGGCCCUUAUUGAGCAUCAUCAAAAGGGUUUACAGGGGCUUCAAGAGAAAUUGGCGACUGCCAAGGACACAGACAUGGACGUAUUAUUUGCUGGAUCGAUGCUGGUUGUUGGCUUUGCAUUUGCUUCACUCUGCGCCAGAGAUCUAGAUCCAAAGUAUCACGGAUCGCAGGAGAUAUCACGAAUAGGUAUCACUAUUGAGGACCUUCCUAGUCGUUCUGACAGACCACAAAUACAUUGGCUGCGACUGGUUCGUGGUGUGACUGCUAUUGCGCAACAUUCUUGGAAGACCAUAAAAUUGGGACGUUUAAGGCCCAUGCUACUUCAUAGAAAUGCCAAUGAUGACUGGAAGCUUCUUGGAGCCGAAAAGGUAGCCAACAUCACUCGACCCGAGAACAUGCGACAAGGAUGUCUCUCGGCAUUUGCGCUAGGUGCACCUCAAGCCAUAUCAAGGCUGAGAGAAUUUUUGGAAAUCCUACGAAAUAUGAGUUCCAAUGACACUCGAGUCAAAGAAACCCACCCACCGACUUCUUUGAGUCCUAGUUUGGACCAAAUGGACUGUGUAUUUGCGGCCCAAGAGCAAUCAAUCACGGUGGUCGAAAGUAUUUACAUGCGCAUCCUGUAUGUACUUCACCUACAGCGAGUUGACCCGUGUUCCUCCCAUCCCGAUGUCCAAAGUGAGAUAGAAGAAGCAGCUAUCUCCGCCUGGCCAGAUAUGGUCCCUGAAACCUUCAUCUCAUCCCUGGAAUCUGAUGGAAGUUUAGGAAUCUUUGAGGCGUUCUCCUUUGUUAUCCUUGGACAUUUAUAUUUGCCGCUGGCCUUACUAGACGAGAUAUGGUACUUUGGCGAAAACUUUGGAACUGAGAUCAGAAAGAUCGAAUACCUGGUAGCUGGACUAAAUAGCUCGGAAUUGUGCGAACUGAUCCAAUGGCCGAUAAAUGUCGUUGGCUUGUUACUGAAAAAGAGCCAAAGCACACAUCACAUUUCAUAA
Messenger RNA from Penicillium angulare, 1638 nucleotides. RefSeq names its product Zn(II)2Cys6 transcription factor. The coding region runs from base 1 to 1638 and encodes 545 amino acids. Gene Ontology annotation, molecular function: DNA-binding transcription factor activity, RNA polymerase II-specific; zinc ion binding. Gene Ontology annotation, biological process: regulation of transcription by RNA polymerase II. Lineage: Eukaryota; Fungi; Ascomycota; Eurotiomycetes; Eurotiales; Aspergillaceae. The record is from RefSeq and is a predicted model, not a curated record. The transcript is spliced from 2 exons.